AUGUUGAGUCAAGGACAUGUACCAAGUACGACUUCCCUCACUCUGUGCCAUGUGUGUUAUAAACAUUUUAAAGUGAGGCAGGAUGGUACUCUCGUUAGACAUGGCGGAAAAGUGAAAGGCUCAGAAUGUCCGGGAUCUUUGAAGCACCCACCUUCGAGCAGAAAACGAAGGUCGCUCAAUGUCGUCAACGCCAACAUCUCAAAGACGAGUGAAGACUCGAGGGUCCUUGAUACCGCUGUCGAUAUGAAGAGUAAAUCGUCACUGGCUGAAAAAUUUUUUGAAAAAUCAUCGGGCUGUCGGUUAGUUGACCAUGGGCAAGAUGAAAGGGUUCGUAAACCAAAGCUUAGUGCUUUAGUCAAAUGCAAAAUAGAUCAGGGAAACGUGAGAAAUGCUAUGAGGAUUUUAGCAUCGACGGAUACGAUGGCUCCGGAUUCGGCAGACACUAUCAACUCCCUAAAGAACAAACAUCAUCCCGCUCCGUUAGACAGAAAACCAAGUCCCAACAAAGAAUCGACAAGCGUUACAGUUAAUCCCCAACAAAUUAUGUUGUGCUUGAGGCAGUUUCCAAAAGGAACCUCAGGAGGUAGAGAUGGUCUAACCCCACAGCAUUUAAGGGAUUUAACGCAUGAUAAAAUAGAAACAGCAGAACUUAUCAGUGCCAUGACCGAAUUUUUGGGUUCGAUAGUUUGUAGAGGAAAACGCCAUGAUAAUUUUUGGGCUAAAAAGCUGGAGGAUUUUAAACAUAUUAUGUCAAUGAUGACGGAGAUUGGCAAGCAUGACGCCCUUGUCCUGUUGACGCAGGCAGCAUUCAUUCCAAGGCUGUCAUACUUUUUACGUACAUCUCCUGGCCCGUCUCAACAAAAGUCAGAUGAAUUCAACAACGAACUACGCAUGGGUUUUCAGAAGAUAUUUAAUGUGUUUUUUGAUGAUAAAGGUUGGAAGCAGGCUAUAUUGCCGGUAAAUAUAAUGGACAUAAAUGUGUGUUCGCAGAAGAAAUGGAAUGAACCAUCUUUGAAUGUUUCAAAAUCGAAACUGGAGGAAUUAAAUGACUCUCCCUCAGAUAAGGCCAGGUUGAUGGCCGUCAGAAGUGAAUUGGGGUCUGCUUGGCUAAGGGCCAUUCCCAGUACAGCUUGUGGUACAAGGCUCGACAAUGGUUCUAUUAGAGUGAGUUUAUGCUUGAGACUUGGGUUGCCGGUGGUGUCAGGUUACAGAUGCUUGUGUGGGGCGGAUGUUUCUCAGUUGGGUCACCAUGGCUUAUCGUGUAGGCUUGGUUCAGGAAGACAAGCAAGACACUCUGCCAUGAAUGAUUAUAUAUGCAAAUUAUUCCAGAAAGCAGAUAUACCCGCCGUUAAGGAACCAGCAGGCCUACUAUCUGAAAGCAACUUCAGGCCAGAUGGUUACACCCUGGUACCGUGGUCCCAAGGUUGUUGUUUAUCAUGGGAUGUGACGUUCCCUCACACGUUAGCCGAAAGGUACAUCAAUUACACGGCUAUGGAGCAAGGUUCCGCCGCGGUGAAGGCUGCUGAUUUCAAAAAUACUAAGUAUAAAGAUUUAAACGACAAUACGAAAGUUUUUGUUCCGAUCUGUGUGGAGACAUUUGGCCCAGUGGAUAAACAGACACAAUUAUUUUUUGAUAACAUUGCUACUGAAAUAGUUGAAAAAUCUGGUGAUCCCAAUGAUAAAAUUUAUAUAAAGCAAAAUAUAUCGUUGUUGUGCAAAAGUUUAAUUCAUUUUGUAUGUUAG
This is a messenger RNA of Helobdella robusta, 1743 nucleotides long. RefSeq lists its product as hypothetical. The coding region runs from base 1 to 1743 and encodes 580 amino acids. The transcript has 3 exons. NCBI's taxonomy places the organism in Eukaryota, Metazoa, Annelida, Clitellata, Rhynchobdellida, Glossiphoniidae. The record is from RefSeq and is a predicted model, not a curated record.